ACCCCGCAUAGUGUUUGUUUAUCCGGAGAUAUGUCGUCAUGACAUGAAAACGUGACAUCAAACAGGAACUAUAGAAAGAAAGGCGGACAAAUCAAGAUGGCGUUCCACGAUGAGGCAGGAAAGAGGUUUCGAUUCCAGUAAAACGUAUUGCUUGAGAAAGUUUAAAUGUGCAUUUGUGGGGAGGUGUAAAUACGUUUUUGGAGAAGCUAGACGGCGCAGAUACUGACUCUAAAUGGCUGCGAGGAAGUCUGAUAUCCACAACAAUGGACCCGUCAGUUACCUUGAUGAUGUUCCCUUCAAAAUCAAUGAGAAGUUUCGCUGCCCUGCCAAAGUGGGGCUUCCUGUUGGCUUCUGCUUACCGGACUGUGGGUCUGUGCUCACCAACCUUCAGUAUGACUUCUCCCUGGAGAGGCGGAGCGUGCGCUGGGGAGCAGAGCUGGCCGAGGCCAGGGCGGCCGAGGUCCGGGCUGAGCAGGCGGCCAGGGCGGAGGUAGAGGGCAGGGCGCAGUCGCCCCCUGCCCAGGACCACGACGGGGGCUCGGCUGACGGGGGGCGAAAGCGACGCCCCGCCGAAGAGCAAGAAACCCUUCCGCCUGCGAUGAACCCACUGAUGGCCGGCCUGCGCCACAACGCCAUCCUCACCCCACUGCCGGCGCCUGCCAGGCAGAACGCGCCCAGCGUCCCGGUGCCACAGUACCUGAACCUGGCAGACUUUGAGCGUGAGGAGGACCCCUUUGACAAGCUCGAGCUGAAGACACUAGACGACAGGGAGGAACUGCGCAACAUCCUCCAGAGCCAGCCACAGCAGCCCCCGCAGUCAGUCUCCCCCCCGGAGGCGCCCCAGCCCAGGCCGGCGUCCCGAGGCGGCACACCCCCGCCCCAGGUCCCUGCCACCGGCCCCCCGGCCAAGACGGGCUUCGCCCACAAACCCAACGGGCUGGUGACCCUGUUGGACUUGGACAAAGUGGGGGGUCUUGUCCUGGGACGGACGAUGGACCCCGACCGGCCCUGCAACAUCCGCUCUCUCACCUUCCCCAAGCUGUCUGACCCCGGGGACUCGCCGCGUGACCCCAUGUGUCCGGUCCCGGCACCGCGUAGCCUCGCCAAUGGCAGCCCGCCGGCACCGCAGUACAAGGCAGAGGAGACGCCGGUUCACAUUCUGCAAACCCAUAAUGGGGCACCAAAGCAGGUAGAUGCAGGCCGCCCACGUCUCCCGUGUGGCGGGGAGCUGCUGAGCCUUUCCCCCAGUGAACGGCAGUGUGUGGAGACCAUUGUGGCCAUGGGCUACUCCUAUGAAGGGGUCCUGCGGGCCAUGCAGAAGAGGGGCCAGAACGUGGAGCAGGUUCUGGAGUACCUGUUUAUCCACACGCGUCUUUGUGAGCGGGGAUUUGAUCCCAGUGCUGUAGAGGAAUGCUUGGACAUGUACCAGUGCUCUGAAGACAAGGCUUUUGAGUUUCUGUCGCUGAUGACUCGGUUUGGCGAGAUGGGCUUUGAACGGGACACCAUCAAGGAGGUGCUGCUGGUGCACAACAAUGACCAGGACAAGGCCCUGGAAGACCUGAUGUCCCGUGCCGCAGCCAGUUGAUCCGCCCCUCCUGCCAUCCACGCACAGUCCCACUGGCUGACUUUGUCCCUCCUCCCACACACAUCCACCCGCCCCCCCCCCUCCACGUUACACUCCAACCCAUACAGCUCGUGACCCCACCCAAGUGGCCCACUCAUAAAACAGUGAUCCAAGAAGAACGACUCCCAAGAAAGAGCGCAAACUUUCCCCCGCGCACACUUCCAUUAACGAUGCACACUUGUGGCAGUGUGGAGCGGAAGCCAAUAGGUAUAAAAGAAGAGAAGUGAGAAGCUGCAAAGUGAGUACGUUGGGCUUGUCGUUGACCGCGCCAUGGAGCCCUUGCCUGUUUUAGGUUUCCUAGCUUUUUGAUCAUAACAGUUGGAAUGGAGGUGUGAACUUCCUGAAGAACUGGUGACGUGACGUUACCCAGCAUUUCGGGGUAUGGUGGUGCGUGUCUGGCUGUGAGUGGCACAGGGGGAAGGGACAGCGGAAUAAUGUAUCCAGGAUUGGGAGGAACCACUAGCUUGGUUCGACUUACUACCGACACACAGUGGACACACCCAGCUAACUAAGCUGCCAUCUUCCACUGCUCAACGCAGGCCUUCUAAUUGGCGUAGGAGAGGGGGGUGCCAAGCAGCCUGGCUGGGACUAACGGACCGACCGACACCAGGACCUAGAAAAAAUUUAAAACAGAAAUGACGUAUCAACGUAGAACAGAGAACUGACUCCCGAGAAGUGCCCUCUCUGUUCCCGCGACUGGCGUUCACUGAUCUUCUGUCUUUCCUCUGUUGUUUUGCUUGUUGAUUUGUCUGUCUGUUUCAAAAGGACACAUUCUCUCUCUUUGUGAGUCCUUUUAAAGAUUUCUUUGCUUUCUGUUUUAGGAACUGCAUUAACAGAACCUUGAAAGUGAUAAUAUAGCAGGUUCUACGGUCCAGUUGUUCCUCCUGCUGUGGAACAGACUGACGAGAACAAGGGAGAAAGCGAUGGGGAACAUUUAAAAAUUUUUUGGCAGAAAAAGAAACAUGUACAAAGACUCUGAUGUGUUAUGCAUCUCACCAACAUAGAUAUUGACCUAUUUAAAACCACGCUGACAUUUAAUAAAGCGAUAGUGGGAAGGUAAACAGAUAAGCACAAAAACAUAUGCUUGUAGUGUUUGAAACAGUCCCCAGUGAUUUUGAGAAAAAUUAUGGAAAUGUUAAGUUUAGGUUGUUCUGCAACCAAGAAUUGUGUGCAAUAUAUGUUUUAUGUGUGACUGACUGGCACUUUUUUUGAGACCCAUUGAACUUUGGGCAUCCCUGAGAGAUCUCAAAUUGAUUGCCUUUGCUGGAGACACGCUCACUGGAGGAGUAAGGUUAUUAUAAUUUUUUUUGCUGUUAUUUAACUCCCUCAUUACUGGAGAAUAGGCUCCACUAUCAACUAUAAUUAUGGUAUCUGACUGACUCAUCUCAGUUAUGCAGACUAAUGGGUUUUGGUUAUAGGAAUUGGACAGGCAAAUCUUCAAGAAUGGAUCAAAAGAUCUGACAGGUUAUUAGUUACAUAGUAACCAAAUUCAUGAGGGUGCUGUUUUAUGUUGUAAUUGUACUUGAUAUAGCUGCACCUUGUAUUGACCCCUUUUAAAUUAAUGACCUGUGUAGAUCAAUCUACAGGUGUCUUCGGAAGUGCCGUGAUGACACUCCAUUUCAUGUGAAAGGGUAACUUGCCCGCUCCCAACCAAGCAGCCAGUCACACUUCAAGGUUACUUUCUUUGUGUUAAGAUGAGAGAAUGUCUUUAGAACAAGUCUUGAUCGUUUUCCUGGUUGUCAAGGUGAUCCUGUGACAUGUUACGUGACUAGGGGCUAAAAUGUUAAGGCUAUAUAACGUUACCAUAGAAAUGCUUAGUGAUUUUAUCUAGUUCUGCCCUUUGAACACAUUGAACAAAAAAAUGUUACAGAAUAGCCUGUUAAGAGCGUAUGCAGAGUUUGAUGUAUUUGAAAAGUUGCGUGCGUGCCGCGGUCUUGGCGGUGUGUGUUCCGCUCAUCCCAGAAAAAGCCACUUGUUUGCCGAUACCAAAAAAACAACAUUAUGCAUUUAACCAUCUCAGAUUCCAUGAAGUGUCAUUUAAUUCAGCACCUAAAACUCAACGCCAACUUGAGACCUUGCUUGGAACUGAAGUUAAACUUUACCCUUCUGAUAGCUGAUGCAGUUCCUUUUGACACAACUGGCUUAAUUGGGUAUUGGGGGCGUAGCAAGCCAAACCACACAGAACUCUGGUUGAGGAAAGUCCUGACCUGCACUGUGGCCAUUGUUGGUUCGAAUCCUUACUUGAGAUCUGGGGUUUGUAGUGUGCAAAAAAAAAGUGAUUGAGAGGUGAGUUUUCUUCUGAAUCGGUUGGCAAUUCUUCAAUGUGAUUAAAAUUACACAUCUUUUCAA
Esox lucius (northern pike) is the source of this 3973-nucleotide messenger RNA. It is a transcript of the gene ubap1, whose product is annotated as ubiquitin associated protein 1. Gene Ontology annotation, molecular function: ubiquitin binding. Bases 233 to 1585 code for a protein of 450 amino acids. NCBI's taxonomy places the organism in Eukaryota, Metazoa, Chordata, Actinopteri, Esociformes, Esocidae. The record is from RefSeq and is a predicted model, not a curated record. Gene Ontology annotation, cellular component: ESCRT I complex. The transcript has 7 exons. Gene Ontology annotation, biological process: ubiquitin-dependent protein catabolic process via the multivesicular body sorting pathway.